Molecule: messenger RNA, 2475 nt
Organism: Metarhizium brunneum ARSEF 3297
Lineage: Eukaryota; Fungi; Ascomycota; Sordariomycetes; Hypocreales; Clavicipitaceae
Biological process (GO): intracellular magnesium ion homeostasis; magnesium ion transmembrane transport
Cellular component (GO): fungal-type vacuole membrane
Molecular function (GO): magnesium ion transmembrane transporter activity
Source: RefSeq, a predicted model, not a curated record
AUGGCCAGCAAUCGCCUCCCGUCGCUGAGCGCCGUCUCCAACUACAGAACGGAAAUUGCCUCGCAGAGCUCCCCGUCACUAUCCACGGGAAAAGCCACCCCAGACAGCCAGAAGCAGCCGCGCAAGAGAAAGGGACAUCGAGGCGGCAAAAAGAAGCGCUCUCGACGAAAGAGUUUUGCUGCUCUUGCCGAGGACAGCCAUGAUGAAGCUGGUCCUUCGGGCCCCGGGUUGCUGUAUCAAGUGCCAAAGGCCAACCUGAGCAGUAUCAGCAUCGACAGCGAGGCUUUGCUUGACCACCGAGGGCAGAGACCUAUGCGAACCCGCCGUUCAUCCACCAUAGCAGUGUCUAGUCCCUUCCAUAAUCCCUUUUCCUCGACUCCGGGUGGUAGCCGACUGCGAUCUACGCACACUCCCAAUAGCCCCAAUGAGAAUGCCGAGCAUGAUCCGUGGGACGAGACCGCUCCUCUGUUGUCGGCAUCCGCCAAGAAAGCAUCUCCAACGGGUCCCUCGAGCUAUGGAGCAAGUGAGGGCAAGACCGGUCGCAACAGAAGCCGAAGAUCCAGCAGAUCGUCGAGAACCAAGCCGGCCCCUUCGCAAAGGGAUGGCUACGAUGUGAAUCAUCCACCGUCCGUCCCAGGUUCGCCAACGUUCGGUGCUGCGACUGGCCCCGAGAUGAUGUUUGGAGACGUCAUGAUUCGGGAUGACUUAUCUCUUCCGAGCGGUAGCGGUCGGUGCUCAGACAACGAGGAGGCUGUGUCGGUCACAGAAAGUCCACUUCAUGACCACAGGCCCGAGAUAAACCGACGAUCAACAGUGGCCGCUGCUGGGGACGUAUGCUUCCCAGCCCCUGGCAUGUCAGAGCUUGGCGAAGAGGAAGAUGAUGCUCAGUCUCGAGAUCCUCAAAUCCACCAGCGGCAUGCACGUCGACGACGGGGCCAAUGGCCGGACCUGUCAGUGUUGGAGGAAUGGAGGCAGUAUGAAAAGGAGGAUAGAAGCGAAGAACGACGAGUGAAACGAAUAACGGAGCCGCAGUUGAUCAACGGGCGGCUACGUCCCGUACGAAAGGGGUGGUUCCAGACUGAUGAAGACGUUCCAUAUCGAUUCACUUAUUUCAACGAAGAAUUUCAAAGCACCAUCCACAGUCAGACGAUAUCGGAGCUCGUCCAGCCUGGAAGCGACUUUCGAGAGCUCUUCAUCCCAGAUCCUCGCAUUCUGUCAGACGACGAGAGCAGCGACGACGAUGAUGAGACCAUUUCGCUAGCGAUGAAGCACCAGCAGUCUUUUAACGGCUUAGAUGUCGACUCCAAAUUUCCGACACGCCAACCAUCUAUUGCGGAGUCACGAAAGGGAAGGGGAGGCACCAUGUCGCCAAACUUGGAUCCCAUGAACCAUUCUAGGCGCGUCAGCCCGAAUGGCGCUAAAUCACCCGGAGGCAGUGUUCAACCCCCUGCUGCAGACACAGCCGAAAAGCCUAUUAGAUAUGGCGACAGGCCUGUCUGGUGGCUCGACGUUCUCUGCCCUACAGAGGCGGAAAUGAAGGUCAUUGCGAAGGCAUUCGGAAUCCAUCCCCUCACCGCCGAAGACAUCAUGCUUCAAGAAGCCCGAGAGAAAGUAGAACUGUUCCGUCACUACUAUUUUGUCAACUACCGCACAUUUGACCAGGACAUCAACAGCGCGAACUACCUCGAACCAGUCAACAUGUACGUCGUUGUUUUCCGCGAAGGUGUGCUCAGUUUCCACUUUUCCAUGACACCGCACCCUGCGAACGUACGCAGACGCAUCCGGCAGCUUAAAGACUAUCUCAUUCUAUCGUCUGACUGGAUCUCAUACGCCAUCAUUGAUGACAUCACCGAUGUUUUCCAACCCCUUAUCCAAAUCAUCGAAGACGAAGUUGACGAGAUUGACGAGAACAUAUUACGGAUGCAUACACCCGAAAGGGACGAGAAAACGGCCCAUCUCCGAGACGACAGCUCCUCCUUCUUCGACUCGGGGGACAUGCUCCGAAGGGUGGGUGACUGUCGCAAACGAGUCAUGAGUCUGUAUCGCCUUCUAGGCAACAAAGCAGAUGUCAUCAAAGGUUUCGCCAAGCGAUGUAACGAAAGCUGGGAAGUUGCGCCCAGGUCCGAGAUAGGACUUUAUCUGGGAGAUAUCCAAGAUCAUAUUGUGACCAUGACAUCCAAUUUGGGUCACUAUGAAAAGAUAUUGGCCCGCUCACACGGCAACUAUCUCGCCCAAAUUAACAUCCGCAUGAACGAGAGACAAGAGCAAACUGCCGAUGUCCUUGGAAAGCUCACCGUCCUGGGUACCAUUGUGCUCCCCAUGAACAUCAUCACCGGCUUGUGGGGCAUGAACGUCUGGGUUCCCGGGCAGGAGUACGAGGGUGAUUUGGCAUGGUUUGUGUGGAUAACCGCCGGCCUGUUGUGCUUUGGCAUAGCGUGUUAUAUGAUUGCUAAGAGGGUAUAUAAUAUUGUUUGA